Molecule: messenger RNA, 1440 nt
Organism: Arachis stenosperma
Lineage: Eukaryota; Viridiplantae; Streptophyta; Magnoliopsida; Fabales; Fabaceae
Product: caffeoylshikimate esterase-like
Exons: 6
Coding region: 94-1317 (407 amino acids)
Cellular component (GO): membrane
Molecular function (GO): lipase activity
Source: RefSeq, a predicted model, not a curated record
CAUAAAAUUUUAUUUUUAUUGAUAGAUUUACACCCUACACAGCAGCAUUGUGGCAUGGACGGUGGCAGCAUAUUCUAAUUCUGAUACUACUAUAUGGAAAAAGCGUGCGAGUGUAAUUACAAAAUUGCCCCAACUAUUUCCGGUGACAUUAAUAGUCAAUUGCUGACCUCUCACCGCGGUCAACUGUCCUCGGCCAUGGAGCUCGCCUCUCUGAAAUUGCAAUCGCAGAGGCUCUUCUUGUCUCAACUGAGGAGUCAAAGUCAAAGAAAGAAAGUGGUGGUGGUCACGGCCAAGAGAAGGUCAAACAUCGAAGGUGUGAGCGACGAGUUGAAUGCCAUCGCUUCUCAGAACUUGGACUUGGCACCCUCUCGCAGAAUGGUCCGUGCUGCUUUCCUACCGGUGCACCAGCACCUCGACCAUUACUUGUUCAAGGCUGCUCCUCCUGGGAUCAGAACUCAAGAGUGGUAUGAAACGAAUUCCAGGGGAUUCGAAAUUUUCUGCAAAAGCUGGAUGCCUCAACCCGCUCUUCCAAUUAAGGCCGUUCUCUGUUUCUGCCAUGGAUAUGGCAGCACUUGCACCUUCUUUUUUGAAGGUCUUGCCAAGAGAAUUGCUGCUUCUGGAUAUGCUGUAUAUGCUAUGGAUUACCCAGGUUUUGGCCUUUCUGAAGGCUUACAUGGUUACAUUCCAAAAUUUGAUGAUCUGGUUGAUGAUGUUAUAGAACAAUACGCAAAAAUCAAAGCAAAGCCUGAGGUUAGACACUUGCCUGGAUUUCUAUUGGGGCAGUCAAUGGGUGGAGCCAUUGCCCUUAAAGUUCAUUUGAAGGAACCAAAUAAUUGGGAUGGGGUAAUCCUUGUAGCACCAAUGUGUAAAAUUGCAGAAGAAAUGUUACCAUCUAAGGCAGUUUUGAAGGCAUUGGAUCUUUUGUCUUAUGUGAUGCCAAAGGCAAAACUGUUCCCAUACAAAGAUUUAUCCGCAUUGACAUUCAGAGAACCAGGCAAGAGAAAAGUGGCCAACUACAAUGUUCUAUCUUAUGAUGAUCCAACAAGACUCAAAACUGGCAUGGAACUCUUAAGUGCCACACAGGAUAUUGAGUCACAACUGCAUAAGGUUUCGGCUCCAUUGUUGAUUCUUCAUGGAUCAGAAGACAAGGUGACAGAUCCAUUGGUCAGCCAAUUUCUUUAUGAGAAAGCUUCUAGUAAGGAUAAGAUUAUGAAGAUUUAUGAAGGAGGUUACCAUGGCAUUUUGGAAGGGGAACCUGAUGACAGAAUUUUUGCUGUCCAUAAUGACAUUAUUUCAUGGCUUGAUUCUAGAUGUUAAGUUAAUUGAGUAGGCAAUUAUUUAUAUAUAUAUACCUUUUAGGAAAAAAGUUAAUUCAGUUGACUUCAUUCUAUUGGCAAUGUAGUAAUAUGGACAAAUUUAUAACUAAUUUUUGUUAUGUUA